AUGUAUUUUUAUUUUAAAAUUAAUUUUUUAUUUUAUUUUUCUUUUUUUCCUUUUAUUUUUAAAAUUUUAUUUUUAUUUAUUUUAAUUAUUUAUUCACAACAACAACAACAAUUUCAAGAACAGAAUAUUCGAUCAGAACUUGUUGAAGCCCUUCUAACGGACUCUUUACGUCUUCGACUCAUCCAAGCAUGUCAAAAUGACCGAGUUAAUUUACAAUGCCCCAAGAACACUUAUAUUUCCCCCCAUAAUGCUUUCUUUGGUCGUUUAGUGCCAAGCAGUGAACUCUGCCCUUUUACUAGCAAUUUAAAAAUAAAAGAAAAUUUUGGGGGAAAGGAGGAUACAAGCUGUGACUUUGCUGAAACACUUUCUGUAAGUCUAUUUUUUUGA
This is a messenger RNA of Meloidogyne enterolobii, 387 nucleotides long. Lineage: Eukaryota; Metazoa; Nematoda; Chromadorea; Rhabditida; Meloidogynidae. The record is from the annotation of a GenBank genome assembly.